AUGACUCUGCCCGAAGUUACGCCUCAGGCAACAGGCACAACCACGUCGCCUACCCGCCCUACACAUGUCUCGGAGCGCCAAGGGCGCUGCUAUUUUCCCAAGCAAGAGCCAUGGAAUCGUCAUAGACCAGUCAAGGUUAUUGUCACUGGAGCAGGAAUAGGCGGGAUUGCGUCUGCUGUUCUAAUAUCACAUAAAGUGAAGAAUGCAACAAUUCGGGUUUAUGAUAGGCACUCGAGAGUUGGCGGAACUUGGGCUGCAAAUUUGUAUCCGGGUGUUCCAUCCCAUGUAUACCAAUUGAGCUUUGAGCCAAACUUGAAUUGGUCCGAGUACUAUCCCAAGGGCGCUGAAAUUCAGCAAUACUACGAGCGAAUCGUGACCAAACACGGCUUAACCGAUAGCAUCUCUCUCCAGCAUGAGGUGCUGAAGGCACAAUGGCUAUCAAAUGAAUCACAAUGGGAAGUUGAGGUUCGCAAUCUAAUCACCGGGGAAACAAUCAUGGAUCGGGCAGAUUUUUUCAUUAACUCCCAAGGGCGAAUCAGUGAGCCCAGGUAUCCUUCAAUUCAUGGGCUACAUGAUACUUUCAAGGGCAGGGUCAUGCACACAGCUCGGUGGCCGAAAGACUUCGAUCACACCGGCAAGCGUGUAGCCGUCAUUGGCAAUGGCGCCAGUGGCCAGCAGCUAAUCCCCAACAUCAUCAACGACGUCGAGCACAUAGAUCACUUCGUGCGAAGUAAGACAUGGGUGGCACCAGUUUACACCGGUGAUCUUUUCAGUGCCCAAGCCGGCCAGCCUGGAGGGCCCAAGUAUUCAGAUGAAGAGCGAAAGAAGUUUCACGAGGAUCCGGCGACAUAUUUAGAGCACAGGAGGAAACUUGAGCUCUCCUUCCACCAGAGCCACAAGGGCGUAGAUGUCAUCGGAAGUGAGGCAAACGAAAAACUGCGCAAAAAGAUUACCGACGUCAUGCUUGAGAGACUGGGAGGUGAUGAGGAAUGGCUUGCUCGGGUGCUUCCGGAUUACGCGCCUGGUUGUAAAAGACUAACGCCAGGGCCGGGUUACUUAGAGUCUUUAAAGAACCCAAAGUUGGACUACAUCACGGAAGGCAUAUCACAUGUGAGCGAAACGGGUGUUGUCACAAAGGACGGAAAAGUGCAUGAGGUUGACGCAAUCAUCAUGGCGACUGGGUUCAACAAUGGUUUCACGCCUCUCUUCCCAAUCAUUGGAAAGGACGGUGUUGGUCUGAGAGAGAAGUGGGAUCCUGAAGGGGAAAUCGGGUAUCCGGAAACAUAUCUGGGCGUCAUGGCACCCGGAUAUCCGAAUUACUUCUCAAUUCUCCAGGCACAAGGGAAUGCUCGAGGGACGACGGCGCCGCGACAGAUAGAAAUCACGGUAACAUUCAUCGCCAAGUGCAUCCGCAAAAUACAGUCACAAAGCUACGUGUCCCUCGACCCCCGCCAAGACGCAGUCGACGACUUCAACGACAUCGUCAAUGGUUUUUUCGACAACAGCGUGACGCACGACAAGUGCACCAGCUGGUUCAAGCAGGGGGCCGGCGCGAGCCGGAUGCUGAUCUGGUGGCCCGGGACGCUCCACCACUGCGCUGACAUUCUGCGCGACCCAAGAUGGGAAGACUUUGACUUCAAGCGGGCCCAGCGCGCUAGACACAAUCGCUUCGAGUAUUUUGGAAAUGGCACGACUGUGAGAGACACAGUGGGCGGUGAUGAGAAGUUGACGAAUUACUUGAAGUUGGUGGGGGAUAUUGAUCUCGCUAGAUACCACGAAGAAUGGGAGGAGUAG
Xylaria bambusicola is the source of this 1794-nucleotide messenger RNA. Its product is annotated as FAD/NAD(P)-binding domain-containing protein. Bases 1 to 1794 code for a protein of 597 amino acids. The transcript has 6 exons. NCBI's taxonomy places the organism in Eukaryota, Fungi, Ascomycota, Sordariomycetes, Xylariales, Xylariaceae. The record is from RefSeq and is a predicted model, not a curated record.